Molecule: messenger RNA, 2670 nt
Organism: Nematostella vectensis (starlet sea anemone)
Lineage: Eukaryota; Metazoa; Cnidaria; Anthozoa; Actiniaria; Edwardsiidae
Product: tetraspanin-33
Exons: 8
Coding region: 103-960 (285 amino acids)
Cellular component (GO): membrane
Source: RefSeq, a predicted model, not a curated record
CAUUAUGCAAAUGAGCAAGGCAUGGCGUCCAAAGUGUGAAACCUCCCUUGUUUGUAAAGUUCACCUCAAAUCCAAUCUUUCUCCGCUGUCUCUCUUGCAAUUAUGGAUAAUCCGAACCUCGAAGCGCAAAAUGUCAUCAGCAAAUGCCUCAAGUAUUUCUUAUUCGUAUUCAAUCUAUUAUUCUGGGCAAUUGGAGGUGUCAUGUUUGGUGUUGGCAUGUGGUCAGUGACUCAGAAAGGCUCCUACAGCAAGUUGUCCAGUCUUUCAACUGACCCAGGCUCCGUCCUAAUAGCUGUUGGUCUCCUUAUCAUUAUAAUCUCUUUCUUUGGUACUGUUGGUGCACUGCGAGAACAAAUUAUCCUCCUUGAGAUUUACAAAUGGGUGAUAGUGGUGAUUGUCAUUCUACAAGUUCUGGGUGGUUUGUUAGCAUUUGCUUUCUGGCCAAAUGUGCGAAAGUCUGUGCAAAACCAAAUAAGCAAAGGGAUUGUCAACUACAGGGACAACCUUGAUCUGCAAAACAUCAUAGACGGUAUUCAGGAAAAUUUUAAGUGCUGUGGGAGCUCAAGCAUCAAUGACUGGGAUGCUAAUAGAUAUUUCAAGUGCGGAGGACCGUCCCCUGAGGAGUGUGGGGUGCCUCAUACGUGCUGCGUCAAGAAGGAUGGAGAGAGUAUCAACAUUCAAUGUGGCUGGAACGCAAGGAAGAAACAUCGCCUGCAGCUUGAAAAAGAAAAUAAAGUCUACAUUAUUGGUUGUCUGGAUGCCGUUAUCAACUGGUUCAGGGAUCACAUGUAUGUGGUUGCUGCCAUCGCCAUUGCCUUUGCUUUGCCCGAGUUUGCUGGGAUUAUCCUGACCCACAUCUUUGUACAGCAAAUCAAGGAACAGAUUGAUGAGUGCAACAAGCCACCAAUGUACAAGUACAGACCAGAAACACAGCCGCUUUCUGAGUCAGCCAACUACUGACACUGACCACUUUGCUCUUUACACUACUUACCCAACAAGGUUAUAGAUCCCCCUCCCCAAUAAGUCCUUUUCCUCCAAUGUCCCAACAAGGGUAAUAGACUCCCCAAUAACUCCCUUUAAUCCUUUUGUCCCAACAAGGGUGAUAGAUCCCCCCCCCCCCCCCAUAGCUCCCUUUACCUUCACUGUCCCAACAGGGGUAAUAGACCCCAUAGCUCCCUUUAACCCUACUGUGUCAAUAAGGACAGAAUACACCACUCCAUAGCACCCUUUAUCCCACUCCAAAUGUCAAGUACCAAUGGAAGACAAAGUUUCCCCAAGAGUGUUAACAACUGACAUAAGGCUCCCCAAUUAGGGUAGGAGGCAACAGUCCAUUACUCCUUUCACCCCAUCCCCAAUUUCAUGUAACACUUUGCUUCCAUCCUUCACCCUUUUGUUAUUCUUUUGCUUUCUCCUCCUCAAAGCCACUACCCUUGCAGACUUUCUUAGCAAGAGUUUAGUCCAAAUACUGUCAGUAGUAAACAGUAGUAAAUAACAUAGUUUUGUUGUAGAAGAGAAGAAAAUAAGACCACAUUGAACAAGUGACCUUAUUCCUUCGGAGUAUAGAGCACUUUGUUUAAACCUCAUUUAUUUUUGGCUUUGGAAAAAGUGUUAGAUAGAAGCUAAAGUAAGGGCUUCUGAAUAAGGACACAGAAGCAGAAUAUAGUGUUUUUUGUUCUAAUAAGGUGUUAAUUUUAUUACUGGGUCCACUUGUUGCCCCGUAGUAUUUAAAACUUAUGUGGUUGUUUAAGUACAGUGGAACCCUUUGUCAGCCCAUUCCCAGGCAUCUUACUGGGUUACCUGUGCUAGGAGAUGAACAGUAAGGCAAUGAAGGGCCUGGGACGGGCUUACCUAUAGAACAGUUCGACAUAUAACCAGAGUAAGAAUGCCUGGGACUAGGCUGUUGUGAAGGAUACCUCGUCAAAGACAUUCCACACCUGUUCAGUUAUCUUACUAUAGAAGGCUACUCCAUAAGUAAAGGGAGUUUUGGUGGCUAUAAUGGUGUUCAUCCUUGUAGAGUUCUGCUUUGUAUUAUAUAAGACUAAAGGUACAACAUUUUGUGCUGCAUGCUAGUUAGUAGAAGAGAGCUGGGAUAAGCUUUCAGUAAUGUUCUCAUUAGGCCGGUCAUUUAUGCAGAUGUGCUCUUCCCAGCUCUCUUAAACCAUAAGACUGGGAAGCCUCAGUCAGCCACUAGUAUGUCAUCCUAUCAAAAUACCAAGUUCAUCUGGUGAUUAAGAAAUGCUAUUUUCAUAUUUUGGACUUAAUCUACUAAACGAAGUAUACAAUCUAAUUUUAGUUAGUUAUUUCCUCACAUUAUUUGUCCUUUAACAUGGACAAAAAUAAUAACAAGUGUAGCUGACUAGGCUCUUUAAGUAGUAGCCUUGUUGCAUUUUUAGUCUUAUUAAUGGCUUAGCUGCAAAACUACUUCUAGUUCUUGGAAUUCCUAGUUUUCUGGGAAAAACGAUAAACGUUGUUCUCCCUAACCGACCAUUGGCAAAGGUCUUAAAGCUUGUAUAAUAUUUUACUGCAUAAUCGAACAAGAUUGUCAAAGUCAUAGACCUAUGCCAUAUAAAAAUAUGUUUAACUUAAUAAUUGCACUAUAACUAAUUAUUUUCUUGUGUAACAAUGUAGUUAUUUUCUUUGUAUAAAGGUAAAUAAAAGUUUUUUAGGUAA